CGGCAAGAUACGUCAUUGCCACAUUCGCAGCUUCGAGAUGACCAAGGACGGCCCGCCGCUACUGCGCUCCAAGACCAAGGACCCGCUCGACAGCACAUGGCACCGCCACAUGAAGGACGGCGACUGGGUCGCCGACGUGGCCGUCGCCGAGUGCAUGGUGUGCAAGGACGAGUUUAGCUUCUGGAACCGAAAGCACCACUGCCGCCGGUGUGGCGCCGUCGUCUGCGACAGCUGCUCCAACAACCGCACGCCGCAUAUCCACCGGGAGCUCGCACAAACGGCGGACGAGCACGCGCGCGUGUGCGACUUGUGCAUCCAGGUUAUUGACGAGAAGAUUGCGCUUGGCUUGCACCAGCGGUUUGGCAAGAACGACAACAACUGGACGCCGGCGUACGAGGACGAAGAGCCUGAAGACACCAAGCCCGCGUACUCUGCGUACUAUGUUCCGCCAAAGACGGAGCGCAACGGCCGCGCCGUUGUCACGAUGGGUCGGUAUCGCGCCGAGAUCAAGGAGAGCGAAGGCAACCGCUACAUUCGAGACUGCGACCUCUAAGCCCGACCGCUCAUGUUUAUAUACCUACAAAUUCAAAGUCAUUCUAGUGUAUAUCGCUCGGGUGGGCCCAUCACUAGACUCGGCAUUUUGCUCUUUCCCCAAGCGCUGCGAAUCGGUUGCGAUCUUCCGUCUACUCCUAAAUACUAGCUCCAAAAGCAGGCGUGC
Molecule: messenger RNA, 718 nt
Organism: Saprolegnia diclina VS20
Lineage: Eukaryota; Oomycota; Saprolegniomycetes; Saprolegniales; Saprolegniaceae
Exons: 4
Coding region: 38-553 (171 amino acids)
Biological process (GO): protein transport to vacuole involved in ubiquitin-dependent protein catabolic process via the multivesicular body sorting pathway; protein targeting to vacuole
Cellular component (GO): ESCRT-0 complex
Molecular function (GO): metal ion binding; phosphatidylinositol-3-phosphate binding; ubiquitin binding
Source: RefSeq, a predicted model, not a curated record